ACUAUCCUGCAUUUCCUUUGGGAUAAGAGAAAAAGACAAAAUAGUGAACCCACAUGUCGAAGCAAAAGAAAGAGGCGGUGUGCGUCACUGGAGCCAACGGCUUCAUAGGCUCAUGGCUGGUUCGAACCCUCAUACAAAAUGGCUACACCACCAUCCACGCGUCAAUUUAUCCUUCCUCCGACGCUUCCCAUCUCUUCGACCUCCUACCCACCGCCGCCGAUUCCAAUGUUCAACUCCAUGUCCACGAGGCUGACAUAUUGGACUACGACGCCGUAUGCAAGGCCAUCGAGGGCUGCCAGGGCGUUUUCCACGUGGCUUCUCCUUGUACUCUAGAGGACCCUAAAGACCCAGAAAAAGAGCUUCUAUUGCCAGCUGUAGAGGGCACGCUUCGUGUCCUGGAAGCUGCCAAGAAGUUCAAGGUGAGGCGCGUUGUUAUCACGUCGUCUAUAUCAGCGUUGGUUCCUAACCCCAAUUGGCCGUCUGGUAAGGUUUUUGAUGAGUCUUCGUGGACUGACCUUGAGUACUGCAAGUCUCGCCAGAAAUGGUAUCCUGUAUCGAAGACACUGGCAGAAAAAGCAGCAUGGGAGUUUGCAAAGAAGCAUGGAAUGGAUGUUGUAUCAAUCCAUCCUGCCACAUGUUUAGGCCCACUAUUGCAGCCGAGUUUAAAUGCUAGUUCUGCUGUGCUACUGCAAUUGUUGCAGGGAUCAAAAGACACUCAGGAAUAUCACUGGUUGGGAGCUGUGCAUGUAAAAGAUGUGGCAAAGGCACAACUUUUGCUAUUUGAAACUCCUACUGCUUCUGGUAGAUAUCUUUGCACUAAUGGUAUUUAUCAGUUUGGUGAUUUUGCUGAGACAGUUUCCAAGCUCUUCCCUCAAUUUCCUGUUCACAGGUUUGUUGGCGAAACUCAACCGGGCCUAGCAGCUUGCAAAGAUGCUGCCAAGAGAUUAAUUGAGCUGGGGCUAGUCUUUACCCCAGUUGAAGCUGCUGUCCAGGAAACAGUGCAAAGUUUGAUAGCUAAAGGGUUCUUGAAAAAUUAAACAUCACCAACCUUUGGAAGCUGAAAAGAUUUCACUGUUUCAUUGCUUCUUGUUAAUAAUGACAGAAAUGAAAUUAGUUUUCUUUAAUAAUUUAGCUACUUCCCUCUUUUUAUCUUCUCUUUUUCUCUUUAUUUCCAAAAAAGUGGCUUUAAA
Messenger RNA from Jatropha curcas, 1190 nucleotides. RefSeq names its product NAD(P)-binding Rossmann-fold superfamily protein. Lineage: Eukaryota; Viridiplantae; Streptophyta; Magnoliopsida; Malpighiales; Euphorbiaceae. Gene Ontology annotation, molecular function: oxidoreductase activity, acting on the CH-OH group of donors, NAD or NADP as acceptor. The record is from RefSeq and is a predicted model, not a curated record.